Messenger RNA from Mollisia scopiformis, 849 nucleotides. RefSeq lists its product as uncharacterized. Bases 1 to 849 code for a protein of 282 amino acids. NCBI's taxonomy places the organism in Eukaryota, Fungi, Ascomycota, Leotiomycetes, Helotiales, Mollisiaceae. The record is from RefSeq and is a predicted model, not a curated record. The transcript has 4 exons.
AUGGUUUUAAUUUGCCCCCGCAUACACUUCUACGAAAUCAAUGACCAAGCUUGGUUCCCUCAAUAUCUUCGCGAGAAAGUCCAAUCGUGCCUCACACUCUGCUGGACGUUCCGUGUCCCAAUUCUCCAGAAAGCUUCACCCGCGCAGCUUGUCACCAGCACUCUUUAUCGAGUCCUCGGCGACAGUGUGACAUCCUACACAUAUGUCGAUUUCUGCGCAGGCGCAGGAGGACCUACACCAUUCAUCGAGAAAGACCUGAAUGCGCAACUCUCUGCCCGUGGUGCAGUCAAGUUUGUCUUGACGGACCUGCACCCACACAUUCCAGAUUGGACGGAAGCUUCGAAGCGCAGUGAGAAUCUGAGUUUCGUCUCAGAGCCAGUCGAUGCUGCGAAUGCCCCAACAAGUCUGAACAGAAAUCCUGCGGAGGGAAAGAAGAUCUUCAGAUUGUAUAAUUUGGCAUUUCAUCACUUUGAAGACAAGCUUGGCAUGGACAUUCUGCGAAAUACGAUUGAGACCGCUGAUGGGUUUGGAAUCUUCGAGCUGCAAGAACGAACGGCUUCUUCACUCCUUACCAUAUUCGCCAUGGGAAUUCUGAUGUUUCUCAUUACUCCAUUCUACUUCUGGAGAUCGCCCGGACAUCUCUUCUUCACGUACAUAAUACCUAUCAUUCCAUUCGUGUUGGUAUUUGAUGGUUAUAUCUCUUCGCUGAGAACAAGAACAUCAGAGGAGGUUCAGGCGUUAAUGAAGGAGUGCGGUGCUUCCUGUGAUGGCUGGACUGUCAAGAAUGGACAGGAGCAACAUACUUGGCCUACAGGAUACAUGACGUGGGUUAUUGGAGUCAAGGAAUAG